Messenger RNA from Cynara cardunculus var. scolymus (artichoke), 1183 nucleotides. Its product is annotated as short-chain dehydrogenase TIC 32, chloroplastic-like. NCBI's taxonomy places the organism in Eukaryota, Viridiplantae, Streptophyta, Magnoliopsida, Asterales, Asteraceae. The record is from RefSeq and is a predicted model, not a curated record. The transcript has 8 exons. Bases 17 to 958 code for a protein of 313 amino acids.
UUUCGAAGAGCAAAAAAUGUGGAUUUUUGGGAGAAAAGGGGCAUCUGGGUUUUCAGUUUCUUCAACAGCUGAAGAUGUCACUGCUGGAAUCGAUGGAACUGGUCUUACCGCCAUUGUUACAGGAGCUACAAGCGGUAUUGGCACCGAGACGGCACGAGUCCUAGCGAUGCAUGGUGUACAUGUAGUUUUGGCGGUAAGAAAUACCGAAAAAGGUAGAAAAGUUAAAGAAACUAUACUUAACGAAACUCCUAAUGCUAAACUUGAUGUAAUGGAGUUAGAUCUUAGCUCUCUGGCAUCUGUACGGACUUUUGCAGCCGAAUUCGUUUCCUCGGGUCUUCCGUUGAAUAUUCUCAUUAACAAUGCAGGGGUUAUGGCUCCGCCAUUCACGCUUUCGGAAGACAAGAUCGAACUACAAUUUGCAACUAACCAUUUAGGUCAUUUUCUUUUGACACAACUUUUACUCGAAACCAUGAAACGUACUUCACACGAACAGAAGAAAGAAGGAAGGAUAGUCAACGUAUCAUCGGAAGCUCAUCGAUUUGCAUACAAAGGAAUUUAUUUCGAUAAUUUAAAUGAUGAAUCGAGUUAUAGCCCCAUGUACGCGUAUGGACAAUCAAAGCUAGCCAACAUACUCCAUGCUAACGAGCUAACGAGACGCUUCAAGGAAAAUGGGGCGAACUUAACUGCAAACGCGCUUCAUCCGGGAUCAAUUGCAACGAAUCUUCUACGUUAUCACAGCUUUGUUGACGGUGUGGUCGAUUGGGUCGGCAAAUACUUCUUGAAGAACAUUCCACAGGGGGCGGCAACUACGUGCUACGUGGCGUUGCACCCACAAGUUAACGGGAUUAGCGGCAAAUACUUCAUGGACAGUAACGUAGCCCAGCCGAAUUCGUAUGCCGAAGAUGCCGAUCUGGCUAAAGAAUUGUGGGAUAUCAGCCUCACCAUGGCUGCUCCAUAACAAACAUUUGAACAAGACUGGUUCGAUUAAUAUCCGGUGUUAGAGAUGUUGCUAUUUACCAAGCCCCUCUUACUGGUCCGUGUUACUAAUCGAGAUGUUGACUUGGCAAGUCAAGGGGUUGUUUAAUUGGUUUUCCAUUAAGUCUUGUAUGGAUAAAGUUGUCUGUGUAAAUUGGGAAGGUUUUUUGUUUGGGUAGUUUUCUUGUAGAUGGAAGGAACAUGUUUU